AUGGCACGCCCUCGCGCUCACUCGGGCGCUGAUGCCCCCAAAGAGCCACAUGCAGUCUCUCUCAAAGUAUUGCGGCUAUCGCGACCUUCCUUAUCCUAUCAGUACCCCCUCCCGGCAGCAGACACGAAGAUCUCAAGCAAAGCUUCACUCAGCUAUCCCGCCGAUAAUGUCGACGAUCAGUUCAUCCUCACCCCCAAUUUAACCCUACCUCCGGCGUUUGGAUCUGCGUAUGUGGGUGAGACGUUUGCAUGCACUCUCAGCGCCAAUAAUGAGUUGCCGGAUGAGGAGACGUCGCGCGUCGUCACAUCGGUUCGUAUAGUGGCAGAGAUGCAAACACCAUCGCAGGUAGCGGCAUUAGACCUAGAACCGGCCGAAGACACGGCUUCGAAGGACGGGGUGCAGAAGGGCCAUUCACUACAAAAAAUAGUACGGUUUGAUCUCAAGGAGGAAGGGAAUCACAUCCUGGCGGUUAGCGUCAGCUACACGGAGACAUUGAUUGGGUCGGACGCGCAAGCAGCCAGCGGGCGUGUGAGAACCUUCCGCAAGCUUUAUCAGUUCGUGGCACAGCCCUGUUUGAGUGUUCGAACCAAAUCAUCAGAGCUGGCGCCCCUGGAAGUCGAGAACAAGUCACUCGGGCCAUAUGGCAAGACCCGGUUGCUCCGGUUUGCUCUGGAAGCGCAACUAGAGAACGUAGGCGAUGGUCCUGUGGUGGUCAAGCAAACGAGGCUCAAUCCGAAACCGCCAUUCAAGGCUGUAUCCCUCAAUUGGGAUCUACAAGGACCGGAACAAGCGGAUCCGCGGCCACCGACUCUACAUCCGCGGGAUGUCUUGCAGGUUGCAUUCCUCGUCGAGCAAGAAGAAGGCCAACAGGAAGGGCUGGAGACCCUGCAGAAGGACAUGAAACGCGACGGACGCGCCGUGCUGGGCCAGCUGUCGAUUGAGUGGAGAGGCGCGAUGGGCGACAAAGGAUUCCUAACGACGGGUAAUUUGAUGACGCGAAGACGGGCAUGAGACAGACCAAUCGGACGUAAUAUUUCCUGCUUACUGUCUCUCUGCUGUGUACCUGAACUGCAGCGGGCUUUUUCUUGGCCUUUGACCCCCUUGUGUAACAACAACAGACACACAUUCCAGACACUGCAGCCAA
This is a messenger RNA of Aspergillus costaricaensis CBS 115574, 1144 nucleotides long. Its product is annotated as trafficking protein particle complex subunit 13. The transcript is spliced from 5 exons. Gene Ontology annotation, cellular component: TRAPPIII protein complex. NCBI's taxonomy places the organism in Eukaryota, Fungi, Ascomycota, Eurotiomycetes, Eurotiales, Aspergillaceae. The record is from RefSeq and is a predicted model, not a curated record. Bases 1 to 1011 code for a protein of 336 amino acids.